AGAACGCUUGGCGCUGUUUUCGGUUUUAUGUCGGACGACAAGGCCGCUUCCCUUCAAAAUCGCUUUCGUUAUUAUCAACAAUGCCGGUGAAAAGCGGACCUCUCUUUUUCACUUUUAUCGUCUGCUGUUCCGUCUGGUCAUUUAGUGUUAAGAUACUUGCUACUGGAGACAAGGAGCAACAAGGUUUAUUUGCUGAAGUAAAAAGUACUGUAAAUAGUUUUGAUCAGGAAAUCAUCACCCCCAUCGAAGUGAAUGAAAAUGGCGAACCACUAGGUGAGCAUGGCAUUCGAGCCAGAAGAGACAUUCACAGUUCCAAUCGAAGAUAUUUCAUUCUGGAAGGUCUUCGAGAACGUUUCCAUCUGGAGGUGCAGUCUGAACCUGACCUUCUCGCGCCAACUUUCAAAGUAUAUCAUUUGGGUGGAAAUUCAUCUCGUGGUUAUAAAAAAGACAAACGAGAUCUGGAAAAGUGUUUGUUUCGGGGUCAGAUAAAGAAUCGCCCUAACUCUGCAGUGGCUCUGAAUUUAUGUGGUGGAAUGAGAGGUAUGUUGAAAACGGAAGAUUCUGAUUAUUUACUCGAACCUGUAAAUCACAAUGAAGAAGAUAGUUUUGCAACAGCCACACCUCACGUAUUGUCCAAAAGAUCUGUUACUGUGCCAUUGGCAAGUGAAUUGGAAAAGGAAAGUAUUAAGGAGGAAGAUCAGAAAUUCUUUUGUGGAAAAAAACGAAGGUACAUGCCUCAUCGACCAAGAAGGAAAGACCACUGGCUUCCCGGGGAAUUUGCUUUUGAAAAGUCGCAAAACAAUUCAGUCAAAGGUAGAACAAAGCGUUGGGCUGAUGGUCAUAAGACUACGAGGGAAGGAGACAAAAGGAGACAUUCCCAAUACAGAAAGAAGCGUAGGAGCGUUGAAACACUGGUUGUAGCUGAUAGAGAGAUGGUUCAGAAACAUGGAACUGAAAACGUCACAACAUAUUUACUAACUGUAUUUAAUAUGGUAGCUAUGCUGUAUCAAGAUUCAACUGUUGGUAGCAAUGUCAGCGUUAUUUUAGUUGGACUCGUUUUACUAGAAGGAGACGAGCCAGGACUUAGUUUGUCUCAUAAUGCCGAAAAUUCUCUAAACAGCUUUUGUCAGUGGCAAUCCACUAUCCACACGAGUAAAGGUCACCAACACGAUCAUGCUGUUCUAGUUACCGGGUUGGACAUAUGCUCUUGGAAAAAUGAGCCAUGUGAUACUCUGGGUUACGCUCCAAUAAGUGGCAUGUGCAGCAAGUACAGAAGUUGCACAAUCAAUGAAGAUUCUGGCUUAGCUCUGGCUUUUACUGUGGCUCAUGAAAUAGGACACAAUUUUGGGAUGAUACAUGAUGGUCAAGGUUCUUCACCAUGCCGGCGGAAAAGGGGUACCCUAAUGUCAGCUUCUCUUUCUGGACUGGAUACCAGUGUCCUGUGGUCGGACUGCAGUAAGCGGGACCUGGCCAAAUUCCUGGAGUCACCUAGAUCUUCCUGUUUAAAAAAUGAGCCAGAUUCUCCUGAUGAGUUGCAAUUUCCUAAUCAUCUUCCAGGACAGUUGUAUGACGCCGACAUGCAAUGUCGGCUGCAGUUCGGGACCAAAUCUAGACUUUGUGAACACUACCCAAGGCAGGGUGAGGUGUGUCGAGCUUUGUGGUGUCAAAGAAAUGGAAGGGAAUGUGAAACUAAAUUUCUACCAGCAGCGGAAGGUACUCCAUGUGGUAAAAAUAAAUGGUGUCGUAAAGGUGGAUGCGUUGACCGUGAAGUGGAAAGUUUAAAAAUUAUAGACGGCGGAUGGGGAUCGUUUAGUCUUUGGUCAUCGUGCUCUGCUUCUUGCGGUGGAGGUUUAAUGGUUAGGGAAAGAUUCUGCAAUUCUCCGAACCCAGCAAAUGGCGGUAGUUACUGCAAAGGUGAAGAAAGGGAAUAUCAAAUUUGCAAUGCCCAGAAAUGCCUUUCUGCUGUCGGUGACUUUCAAAAUGAACAAUGUUCAACGUUCAACAAACGUACUGUAAAAGGAAAACUGUACAAGUGGAAUCCUUACGGAAAAGAUUUAGGAGCUUUGUCUCGUUGCCGCAUAUAUUGUGUGCCAGAUAAAGACGAUUUGUAUUUAGUUUUAUCUACUAAACUGCCAGAUGGAACAUCCUGUAGCGGCAACUAUUCCAGCGUCUGCGUUGAUGGUGAAUGCAGAGCCGUAGGCUGUGAUGGAAAAAUAGAUUCAACUGUAAUACCUGAUCAAUGUGGAGUUUGUAAUGGUGAUAAUUCCACUUGCAAAACCAUUAAGGGAAAUUUUUAUACGUCCAAUCUUUCUGUUGGUUACCACGAAGUUAUUAAAAUACCGACUCACUCCAGGCAUAUUAGUAUACAUGAAUUGGACGAAACUUCAACCUUCUUGGCUUUAAAAAGCAAGAGUGGUAGGUAUAAACUUAAUGGUAAUUGGACAUUAGAUUGGCCAGGAAGGUAUAGUGUUGUUGGAGCUCUGUUCAGCUAUCGCCGUUGGCCUGGGAAACCUGAAAGUCUCUUAACUAAAGGUCCAACAAUUGAGGAUCUCAUAGUUGAGGUUUUAGUGCAAGAACCAGCAGAUACUGUCAUUCAUUAUGAAUUUGUCAUACCGUUGGCGGAGCACCAUUGGACGCUACAUAAUUCGUCUUGUUCAGUUACGUGUGGAAAAGGAAUUGUCUUAUUGAAGCCAAUUUGUGUGAACUCGAUGGGAGAGUCAGUCAAUGAUAUAUAUUGCGAUGAUACUAAAAAGCCUAAAAUCAAAACCUAUUCCUGCAAUGAAGCGAGCUGUGAAGCCAAAUGGUAUAUGGGUGAGUGGUCAUUUUGUAGUUUAAAUCCUUGUGAUCCUGGAAUUCAAACAAGACAAAUAUACUGCACAGAAAAUGGUAAGAAAGUAUCAAAUUCCAAAUGUGAUGAGAAAACGCAUCCUGAAGAAAUAAAAGAAUGCACGAAAGAUAAAUGUCAGUACUCCUGGCACACUGGACCAUGGUCAAAAUGUCGAGGAAAAUGUUCCAAUGGAUUUCAAACACGCUCCAUAACGUGUAGGCGAGAAACAAAUGGAACAGCUGAAAGCUUCUCUCUCUGCAAAGAAGAACUACAACCACCGUACAUGCGCAAAUGCAAGAUAAACGAUUGUGUGACACUUCACUUGAACCCUGAAUUCUCAUGGAUAGCAGGUGUUUGGAAUGAAUGUGAAGGAGACUGUGACAAAGGAAGACGAGAAAGAAAUGUAACCUGUGUUAAGAAAUUGGAUGGAAGCAUCCAGAGUAACAGCAAAUGUAGCUUUUAUCCCAAACCAGACACAAAACAAAAUUGCACUCUGCAGAAUUGCACCAAAUUAGAGUAUUCAAAUUGUGCAGAUCAGUAUCAUUGGUGCUCAACUUCAGUUAACCAGCGUCUUUGCAAGUUGAAAUUUUAUGCAACAAAUUGCUGUAUAUCAUGUAAAAAAAGGUGAUUGUAAAAGCAAUGUAGAAUAGUUCCAACAUUUUUGUCAUUUACUUUCAUAUUUGUCAGUAUUAAAAUGCAUCCCAUAAAA
This is a messenger RNA of Parasteatoda tepidariorum (common house spider), 3536 nucleotides long. RefSeq names its product A disintegrin and metalloproteinase with thrombospondin motifs 18. The record is from RefSeq and is a predicted model, not a curated record. Gene Ontology annotation, biological process: extracellular matrix organization; proteolysis. Lineage: Eukaryota; Metazoa; Arthropoda; Arachnida; Araneae; Theridiidae. Gene Ontology annotation, molecular function: metalloendopeptidase activity. Gene Ontology annotation, cellular component: extracellular matrix.